This is a messenger RNA of Ricinus communis (castor bean), 886 nucleotides long. RefSeq names its product universal stress protein PHOS34. The coding region runs from base 124 to 618 and encodes 164 amino acids. The record is from RefSeq and is a predicted model, not a curated record. The transcript is spliced from 4 exons. Lineage: Eukaryota; Viridiplantae; Streptophyta; Magnoliopsida; Malpighiales; Euphorbiaceae.
AGUUCUUUGAAAGAUAUGAAUGAUGCGUAGUUGACAUCUGAAGUUGCGGAUUACUAGUGGCUACAAACUCUAAAGACCACAACAAACAAAAGAAAGAGAGGAAAAUACAGAGAGAGAUCAAUAAUGGAAGGAGAAAGAAGGGUGGGCGUAGCGGUGGAUUUCUCAACCUGCAGCAAGAAAGCAUUAAAAUGGGCAGUGGAUAAUCUUGUCCGCAACGGGGAUCAUCUUAUCCUCAUUACCAUACUCCCCGACGGCUACUAUGAAGAAGGCGAGAUGCAGCUUUGGGAAGUCACUGGUUCCCCUUUAAUCCCUCUACAUGAAUUUUCUGAUCCUGCUGUCAUGAAGAAGUACGGUGUGAAACCUGAUCCAGAAACUCUGGAUAUUGUAAACACUGUUGCAAACCAGAAACAGAUUGUUGUGGUUAUGAAGAUCUAUUGGGGGGAUCCUCGUGAGAAGAUAUGUGAAGCUAUUGAUAAGAUCCCUUUGAGCUGCCUUAUUAUAGGCAAUAGAGGCCUUGGCAAGAUCAAGAGGGCUAUAAUGGGCAGUGUGAGCAACUAUGUUGUGAAUAAUGGAACAUGCCCUGUUACUGUUGUGAAGCAACAUGACCAUGAAAGUUAGGUUCCUCUACUUCUUAACCAAUAACUGCAAUGUUGGCUUUAGGAGAGCUGGGUUCUUGCUGAACAAACUCCUUUUCUUACAUGUGAUGCAGUUGUAUUCCAUAAAAUAAAUAUAUCGCCUGUAAUUCUUCUAGUUAAGUUGAUCAAGUUUUUAGUCAGUAUCUAUGUAUUGAUGGAGUUUUUGAUGCGAGUGGUUACAUUGUAACUCUCUUAUUUGAUUAUUCUCAUGUUGUAAAGGUUAAUAAAAGAAUUUCUAGCAACUCUUGAAA